GAGGGUCGGCGCUUUAUUUCUCCCUUCUCGACAUUUCCUUCGCAUUACAAGACAAGUUGAGAGAGAGAGAGAGAGAGAGGCGUUUGCGAGAGAUCUAUUGCUGCGGCAUUUUUAGGGUGCGAUGUCAUCCGCAGCAGUUUCAACCGUCGCCAUCAGCUCAUUUGGUGCUCAAGCUGGUUUGGCUACAAAAUCCAAACCGCCGGGCUUAACUUUUAGUACCCGAAAAUCCUUCAAGAGUUUCAGCGGCCUGAGAUCCUCAUCAUCAAUUACCGUCGAAUCAGAGCCAUCCUUUCUAGGUGUAGAAACCAGUGCCGCUCUCCACGCGUCAUUCACCCCAAAAAUUGGGCCAAAAAUUAGGCCUUCAAAUCGACUCAACCCUCAAGCAUCGGCAUUUAAGGUUGCCGUCCUCGGCGCUGCUGGCGGAAUCGGUCAGCCUCUGGGUCUUCUGAUCAAAAUGUCGCCUUUAGUUUCUCACUUGCAUCUCUACGAUGUCGCCAAUGUGAAGGGAGUCGCGGCCGAUCUGAGCCACUGCAAUACCCCCUCUCUGGUGCGCGACUUCAGUGGCCAAUCUGAAAUAGCUGAUUGCUUGAGAGGAGUGGAUUUGGUUGUGAUCCCUGCUGGCGUACCGCGAAAGCCCGGCAUGACCCGCGACGACCUGUUCAACAUCAACGCGGGCAUCGUGAAAACCCUAGCGGAGGCUGUUGCGGACAAUUGCCCCGAUGCCCUAAUCCACAUCAUUAGCAACCCAGUCAAUUCGACCAUGCCGAUCGCUGCAGAGGUGCUGAAGCAGAAGGGCGUGUAUGAUCCCAAGAAGCUCUUUGGUGUUACAACCCUAGAUGUCGUUAGGGCUAAUACAUUCGUCGCGCAGAGGAAGAAUCUGAAGCUGAUUGAUGUGGAUGUACCGGUCGUCGGUGGCCAUGCUGGAAUUACUAUCCUGCCCUUGUUAUCUAGGACGAGACCGUCAGUGACUUUUGCGGAUCACGAAAUUGAGCAGCUGACGGUGAGGAUACAAAACGCGGGAACGGAGGUUGUGGAAGCGAAAGACGGCGGGGGAUCAGCGACACUGUCGAUGGCCUACGCUUCUGCGAGAUUUGUCGAGUCGUCUCUUAGAGCACUCGACGGAGAUGAGGAUGUUUAUGAAUGCUCAUUCAUUCAGUCCGAGCUUAUUCCCGACUUGCCCUUCUUUGCAUCGAGAGUCAAGCUCGGGAGGAAAGGGGUAGAGGCCGUGAUUUCGGCAGAUCUCCAGGGGCUGACGGAGUACGAAUCGAAAGCGCUCGAGGCGUUGAAGCCCGAGCUGAAGGCGAGCAUAGAGAAGGGCGUGGCUUUCGCGCAGAAGCAGAACGCGGCAGCUGCUUCCGUCUGAGAGAGAUAAAAGGAAAGGGGCUUCCUCCUAUCUUCUGAAAGAUCAUCUGAUAUAGAAUAAACGAUCGUUUCCAGUUUUGCAGCGUAGAAAAGAACUUUUCUUUCUUGCUUUCGCGGAAGAGUAUGGAGUAAUACAAACAUUGUUUUAUGCAGGCUUUGAAUGCAUAAAUUGUUGUACUCUUGUUGUUCCAAUUUGAAGUUGCUUUAGUCCAAACAAAUUAAUCCGAGUGCUAUUAAAGCUGUGUUUAUGCAGCAUGAGAGAAAACUUUUUCCA
Messenger RNA from Ananas comosus (pineapple), 1636 nucleotides. Its product is annotated as malate dehydrogenase, chloroplastic-like. Gene Ontology annotation, cellular component: cytoplasm; mitochondrion. The record is from RefSeq and is a predicted model, not a curated record. Gene Ontology annotation, biological process: malate metabolic process; tricarboxylic acid cycle. The coding region runs from base 122 to 1363 and encodes 413 amino acids. The transcript has 2 exons. Gene Ontology annotation, molecular function: L-malate dehydrogenase (NAD+) activity. Lineage: Eukaryota; Viridiplantae; Streptophyta; Magnoliopsida; Poales; Bromeliaceae.